This is a messenger RNA of Alosa sapidissima (American shad), 3266 nucleotides long. RefSeq names its product F-box protein 40, tandem duplicate 2 (gene fbxo40.2). Gene Ontology annotation, cellular component: cytoplasm. The transcript is spliced from 6 exons. Bases 525 to 2528 code for a protein of 667 amino acids. Gene Ontology annotation, molecular function: protein binding; zinc ion binding; ubiquitin protein ligase activity. NCBI's taxonomy places the organism in Eukaryota, Metazoa, Chordata, Actinopteri, Clupeiformes, Clupeidae. The record is from RefSeq and is a predicted model, not a curated record.
UGAAGUCCCAUGACAAAUGAGUAUUUCCAUGGACAGUUCCAGCUGGGGACGAAGCACCAGCUGACUAGGGCCAUCUUGUGUUCAUUCUGCAGACCAACACCUCCUCCCUUAAUGAGUCCCCAAGAGUGAACAGUGGAUUGUGUGAAGUCCGGUGGUUGUGGCUGGAUUUCCUUCUAGAGUUAGGAGGCGCAAUGUAGAGGAAUAUCAAGAAACGCAAAAGUCUCAUACUGUCCCCCAGUGGACUGCAUGAGGACAUGCAAGGCAGAACUCUCACAGGAACCUGCCUCAGACAUAGUCUACUCUUUGGCUAUAUAGCAUUGCACUGUCAGCAUACUGGACUAUUUUUAACCCCAGAACACACGGAGGGCACUGCACUUGAAGGCAUAUGAAUGACAGCAAGGUGUUUUUGUAUGAGUUUCCUGCAGACUCUGUGUUUGGAUUCCAAUAUACUGCUCAAUGAAAUAAAGUGGAAGCGACCAACAAUUUUUGAAAUACUGAUGAAUCAGUAGAAACCUUGGAUAAAGAUGAGCUAUUACAGAAACUUCAAAGCCUCAAAAUUACAUGCUCACUGUGAGAGCUGCUACAGCCGACGCUGUAGAGCUCCUGUUGAGAUCUCCGUCUCGUGUGUGAUCAUCAGCUGUCGUGCGCUUUGUGGGGCGACCUUUCAUCUGUGUAAGGAGGAGGAACACACCCUUUUGUGCCCGAAUGAGAAAGUGCCCUGCCUCAAUGCGCAAUUUGGUUGCCCCUUCCGCAUGUGUCGCUCUAAGCAGGCAAAGCACCUUGAGGUAUGUCCAGCAAGCGUGAUUUGCUGCUCCAUGGAGUGGAACCGCUGGCCACUCGAAGACAUACAGAACGAUUUCUACAUCAAUCUUUUGAAAGACGACAAAGAGGGUGAGGCCCUUGACCUCUCCAUGGCCAUCAGAGACCAGAGGUACCUGUGUAACAGGAUAAAAAUGAAGUCGCUCUUCCCUGAAUUAGUAGAAGAAGACGACGAACCCCUUCCGCCUGAGGAAGAGGAAGGUGCAGUAGGAGGGAAGCCCUACUCAAAUGGAGCUGAAGUUAAUGGAGGAUCGGAUUAUCCCUUUGGUAAGGGCCCCACGCCAGCCACACAGAAAGAAAACAUACAGGAAGAGAAGGUGGCAGCUGCAGAGGAAAGGACUCUCGACAGGGACAAAUAUGACCGGUACGAGAUGAUGUUUAGCAUGGAGAGGGGUGGCUGCAAACAGGCCUCCAUACAAAACCAAGACGACAAAACAGACAGUAAGGGAUCUUCCAAAGAGUCAGAACAAAACGCUGUAGGUGGCUCUGUCGGACAUGCUCCAUGGCAGAGAGGGGUUCUGGAGCGCGUCGGACAAGACAUGACUGCUCAGGAGUACAACAUGUACAUAGUGCAUAACGGUCGCAUGCUGAUUUCUUUUGGCCAAAUGGCUGCUUGCACGCCAAGGGAAAAGGACUUUGUUUAUGGAAACCUUGAACCGAUACCUGUUAUGACACUGUACAACUACAAACCUCCUAUUAGCUACAGGGGCAAACGGAUCCAUAAGAAAGAUUACUCAAAGAUCCCAGACACUGAGCAUAAGUACACUGAUACCUCUGAUCUGGGUCUGUCUGAGGAGGAUAUUCAUGUAACAGAUGAAAUGUAUGCAACCUUGCUGUGCUGUGCGGAGAAAGAGGUUCGCGGGCAUAAAAUCUGCGAGACGGUGGGGAUAGAUGGGAACUUCGUCGACAUAGCGACGCAAACCUACAGCUACCCCACUGCUCCGUUCCAACCUGACACAUCACUGGCCGACAUCACAGCCGACAAAGAGUUGAAACUGUACGUCCAGACCGUAACAGAGAGUAUCACCUCACGUCACGACACGACCAGCUGUACAUUCACCUUUCGAUGUGGCCACCCGUUCAGACGAGAUGAGUACCCCUACCACUACAAAAAUGUGCACGCAGACAUCCAGUUCUCCCUGGAGGGCUGGUUUGAACAGAGGUGCCCUCUGGCUUACCUGGGGUGCACAUACGUCAGAAAGAACAUCUGUCCACUCGCACAAAAAGCCACCAUAUCCUACCACCAGAACCUGAGCACGUUCAGCCUUAAACCGCAGGUGUGUGGGCCAGUCAUAACCACGGGCGAGCCUGGUCCCCCUCAGGCCAAGCAAGCCAAGUACGAAGACUCCCUUGGCAACCUGCCCUAUGAGGUCCUGUGUCACAUUGCCAGUUUUCUAGACUGCUUCACUUUGUCCCAGCUGGCUUUGGUUUCGCAGCUGUUCCGUGACGUCUGUGCUACACAUCUUCAGGAAAGAGGCAUGGUGUCGCUGAAAUGGAGGAAGAAGUCAUAUUCCCAUGGGGGCUCCCGCUGGAAGUGUAGUAAGGUGUGGGAGUUCAGCAAUCUUUUUAGCAAAGUUGACAGGUGGUGCCUUGGCGAUGAGCCCUCAAUGUCAGACCAUCUGAAGGUCUGUCCAUUCUACCAGCGGGAGAUGAAAACAGAGCGGAUUGCCGUAAUGCUGAAAGAUUGGAAGAAGAAUCAAGUUAACUGAUGUUGUUUAACAGGAAAACGUGAUUCAUACUAAUACAGUGGUUCUCAAACUUUUCACAAUGAGUACCACCUCAGAAAACAAUUGACUCUUCAAGUAUCAUUAUUACUGCCAUGAAAGCUUCACUACGUCACUUGUACUGGGCUCAUUGUCACCAACUUUAGUUUCUGCUAGACAUAUUCACCACACUUCUUUUUCUAAUACUUCCCUUUUGGAGCCAUGAUUGCGCGAAUGUUUUUGAUCCAUCAUGUUUGCUUCCUAUUCCUUUGCUUGCCAGCACAGCUUAGCUUGUCAACCAUUUGCUAAUGCGCCAUACAGUUAAACUAGCCUAGUAGGCCUAUUGGCUCCUGUUGGCUGAUAUACAGUAAACAAAUCGAAAGGCCUACUUUUUUCAUGAAAGACAAAAAAUUGUUUAAAUUUAACUUCAGUGAUCGCAUGGUUAAGGUUUUGUUAUUAUAUAUAUUUGGAUAUAAUUUGAAGUGAUUAUGUCAUCGUUAUUAAAACAAAUUGGAGACUCUUGGAGUACCACUAGAAGGAGUCUGCUUCCCACCAGUGGUACUUGUACCACAGUUUUGAGAACCACUGUACUAAUAUUUAAGAGUUUGUGUAUUUGGUUAAGUACUUGGUGAAAAAAAUGUUUUGCAUGAAUCUUAGAUUUGUUGAUGUGGCAGGCCAUUGAGUCUUCUUGGAUGUUUUGUGAUGUUAUUUUGGGUGCACCUGGAUAAACAGACAUUAAUUUGA